ACAAAGUCAUAAACCCCGCCCACUUCUACAAUGUAUCUUCUUAAAAUGUGAUUUUAAACCUGACCUUAACCCUAAUUUAAGACCAAAGAGCUAAUUGGUUGUUUUCAUGGAUUGUUACGAUAUAGUCAAUUCUGACUUUGUGACUGCUGUCUAGUGGAAACCGUCGGAACCCGUACAUCAGCAUAGUUGCGUCUCCAGGACGACAAACAAUUACAAAACGAACGGAUAUGCUUGUUUGUAUCCAGCAACCAACACCUGUCGCCGAUAUCCUUGAACCGGACUGUUUCAGUGCUUUCAAAGAAGACCAUAUCGGUAAUUUUCGGGAGGGAUAUAUUUGUUUAGGAAUGUAUCGGUGGGCAACGACAGUGAUUGAUCAAUAACCAUUCAACAUUAGCUCAGAAGUUCAAAGAAGCUAGCUAGCGCGCUGCUGCAAGCAGUGCUGGCUGCCAAACAACAUAGCUAACUACAUAAUCACGAUUCAUGUGUUAACUUGUUUAUAUUCAACAACUCCUUCAAAACGAAAGAUGUUUCAUUUUUUAGGGUAGUCAUAUGGAGAUUGCAGCUGCAAAAGAAGUUGAUACAUUGUUGCCUUGAAUCAUCUGUUUUCAGAACAUUCAUGAUCAAGUGUUUCCUUGCAGAAUGUCUACUUGUGGCUGAUUUACUUUGUAAUUACCAAAAAGGAAUGAGAAACAUUGCAUAAGAGUUCGCUAUCUAAACAAAGAAUUAGGAUGAACAUCACGGAAGUGGAGGAUCAUAUUUCCAUGAAAUACGAAAUAAAGAGAAGACUUGGAAAGGGGGCAUAUGGGAUUGUAUGGAAGGCUGUGGACAGACAGACAGGAGAAGUUGUGGCUGUAAAGAAAAUAUUUGAUGCCUUCAGGAAUAGGACUGAUGCCCAGCGGACAUUCAGAGAAAUAAUGUUUCUUCAGGAGUUUGGAGAUCAUGCCAACAUCGUCAAACUGCUGAAUGUCAUCAGAGCUCAAAAUGACAAAGAUAUUUACCUGGUCUUUGAAUACAUGGACACCGACCUGCAUGCAGUGAUAAAGAAAGGCAACCUGCUGAAAGACAUCCAUAAACGCUAUGUCAUGCAUCAACUCCUCAAGGCCACCAAAUACCUGCACUCAGGCAAUGUCAUCCACAGAGACCAGAAGCCCUCCAAUAUUCUGCUUGACACGGAUUGCUUUGUGAAGCUUUGUGACUUCGGUUUAGCAAGGUCUCUCUGCCAGAUCCAGGAGGAUGCUGGGAACCCGGCGCUGACAGAGUAUGUGGCGACGCGGUGGUACAGAGCUCCUGAGAUCCUGCUGGGCUCCUCAAGAUACACAAAGGGGGUGGACAUGUGGAGCAUAGGUUGUAUCCUAGGAGAGAUGCUACUUGGGCAGCCCCUUUUCCCUGGAACCUCCACCAUCAACCAGAUAGAGAAAAUCAUGAGUGCCAUUCCACACCCCAGCCCAGAGGACGUACUUUCCAUCAGAUCCGAGUAUGGUGCCUCUGUGAUUCAGAGGAUGCUACUGAAGCCCCAGGUGCCUCUAGAGGAUCUUCUGCAGCCGUCGGUGCCCCCGGAUGCCCUAGACCUGGUGCGUCGCCUACUGGUGUUCAACCCAGACAAGAGGCUGACCGCUGAGCAGGCCCUGCAGCACCUCUACGUCUCCAGAUUCCACAACCCAGCCAAGGAGCCAGGUCUGGACUCUGACGUGAUCCUGCCUGUGGAUGAUGAUGUCCAGUUGUCGGUGGUUCAGUACCGCAACAAACUGUAUGAGAUGAUUCUAGAGAAGAGGACCACAAGGAGAAUGCCACGUCAUGUCCAGCCCAGGCCGAGGAAGAAAGAGGAGCCUGUCUCUAGGUCUGGGUCUGGGUGUGACAGUGGAGACCACGGGAGGGAAAGUCCCACUGGGAAGGACAAUGGAGGGCCGGAGCCAGUCCCAGUGGCUGGUGAUGGUGGAGGGGACCUUGGGGUUAAAUCCCCUCAUGAUAAGACAGAACACCAGGCUGCUCGUCCAGUUAUCACUGUACCUACCCCAGUACCUGUGUCCACCCAGCCAGCCCUGGAGAGGACCAGCCCUGCAGCUAGCCCCAUCAUGGGAAAGACUACAUAUAAUCCCAUCACACAUGUUGCCAAUGGUUUUGUUAGAAGUCUGGCUGGACCACCUCACUAUUUUCGCUCCGGUACUGCCAGCAGGAAACUGGAGGGACAGAUGAGUAAUGAAAAUGUAACCGUACCGCCAGCAGAGGGUGCUAAUGACACUGUUUCUAUGGAGCAGAUUCUGCAGCGCGGUCGCUCAGCCCCUGUCAGCCGUACCCGUUCCUUCUCCCUGACCCUCUCCCAGCCUCAGAACAACCCGCUGAUCCGCAGAGACGAGCCUUCGGUGUCCUCAGGGAUAUGUGUCACCUCUGCACGCCUGAACCAGAGGUCCCAGUCUCAGACACGAGAGGCACGGCCCCCUCCUCCCAGGUUCAGUAAGAAGGUUUUCCAGAGUAACGCCAACGUGGCGGCUGCCGGGGAUCCCCGUGCCAAACUAGGCAGCUACUCUCAGGCUUACGGCACCAUCAACAAGACACAACUGGACAACCUUAUGAGGAGUCGACACCACCAGUAACCACCACACUAUGCUGGAUGUAUGGGACACUGUCUGACAUCAGAUGGGGCAAGAGACAAGGGGACAGGGAACAGGGAGAUAAAGGCUAGUGGAAUGUUUGGAGAGGAAAAUAUUAUUGCAAGACAUAAGAUUUCAGCAGUACAGAUUGAAGUAACAAUGUAGACAUGGAAAUCCAAGGAGUAAAGGUGGCAAUGAUUUAAUGCUGCCAAUUUAACCCCAUUUUCUAUGUGAAAUAAUGUUGUGCUGGGUAAUGGGGACUAUGGACCCUUAGUUUAAUGUAACUAAAUGUGCAAGGGUUUUACUGUGAAAUGCUUUAUACUAGAGGGCACAAGACCUAGCAGUGUAAAUAUAUGUUGAGUCAGGCAAUACAUUUCUAAAACAGAACAUUUCUAAUGUUAUGUGUAAUAAGUAAAUAACUAUUUUAGUCAUUUCCUAGCAAGCAAAUUCAAUAUACUUUAUUGCAAAAUGGUGCUUCCAACACAGCAAAAUAAAUGUUGACAGUGUAUGUAUGUAAAGCAAACCUGUGGUUUCAUAUUAAAAAGAAGACCGCAAGCAAUUGUGAGUCACUUCUUUCUUUUAAA
Molecule: messenger RNA, 3172 nt
Organism: Coregonus clupeaformis (lake whitefish)
Lineage: Eukaryota; Metazoa; Chordata; Actinopteri; Salmoniformes; Salmonidae
Product: mitogen-activated protein kinase 15
Exons: 14
Coding region: 729-2591 (620 amino acids)
Biological process (GO): protein phosphorylation; intracellular signal transduction
Cellular component (GO): nucleus; cytoplasm
Molecular function (GO): MAP kinase activity; ATP binding
Source: RefSeq, a predicted model, not a curated record